UGUUGAGUUAACGUUUGACCUGUCUGGAUUGGGCAGUAGUGCUCACACUACAGUCGAAGGAGUGAAACGGGAACUCUUAAGCAAGAGUCUCAUCCCUGAAGCUCAUCAUGGCACAUCCCACAAUGCACCUGCUGCUGCUCAGCCUCCUCAUCGCCACCGCUGCUGGGAAAGGCCUGGAGAAGGGACCACUAGAGAACAAGGUUCUAGACGUACCAGAGGGGACACCUGUACCCUACGCCCUCUACCAGUUCCAAGCGUCCCACGUUGAGGUUGAUGGGUUCAGAUUGACAGGAGAGACUGAAGGAAAGAUCAGCAUCUCAGAGGACGGCUGGCUCUACCUGGAACAGACCCUGGACUGGGCCCACACACAGACACAUACUCUGGAGCUGGAGGCCUUAGUGGGUUCAGAACCAGUAGAAGGUCCAGUCAUCAUCACCAUCAACGUGUUGGAUGUCAACAACCACGCCCCGUCCUUCAACCAGACUGACUACAUCGGCAUCGUCAAGGAACGUACCCCCGCAGGUGUUCCAUUUGCGCGUGUGUUUGCUACUGACCUGGACGACCCAGAGUCUCCCAACGCCCAUCUGAGUUACACCUUGGUCUCCCAGAUCCCCAAUAGAGACAACACCCUGUUCUUCGAGAUCAACAGCAACACAGGAGAGAUUUCUACUACUGCCGAGGGAGAGCGUCUGCUGAAGGCCAGAGAAAGUGUUAUUCAUUCCAGAGGAGGGGACUUCAGUGAUUCUCUGAAGAAGAGGUUUGAUGACUACUGCACCCCCACAGGGGACAUCCCUUAUGAACUCAACCCCUUCUACAGCUGUGUGCAGAGAGCAGAGUCUCGGAGGCUGAACCCUCUGGAAGACCCAGACUUCACUCUGAUUGUUCGUGUGGAGGACAUGGGCGGGGAGUCGGUGAACGCUCUCAACGGUAACGCGAGGGUUAAAAUUGUCGUGCAGGAGAACCUGUGGGUCAAUCCUGGACCGAUCAACCUCAGAGAACAGUUGAAAGGGAUAUACCCCAUGCCCAUCGGCAAGGUCCAGUCUAAUGAUCCCAGUGCCUUCUACAGGCUGGUACAGAAAGAACGGGAGCUGACGUUCCCCUUCAAUGUCACGGAGGAAGGAGACAUUCUGCUGACUGAGGAGCUGGACAGAGAGGACAAGGCCAUGUACAUCCUGGUGGUGUUUGCUGAGGAUAGCUAUGGUAACCAGGUAGACCCUCCCCUGGAAGUGCAGGUGGUGGUGGACGAUGUGAAUGAUAACGCUCCAAUCUGUGAGGAGGAACUCAGUGUGUUUGAAGUGCAGGAGAACGAACCCACAGGCAGCCCAGUCGGACAUCUGAUGGUGCAUGAUGCUGAUGAUGACAACACACCCAACGCACUGCUCUCCUAUUCGUUGGUGACGCAAACCCCUUCCUCCGUCUUUACCAUUGAUAGCAUCAGCGGCCGCAUCCAGGCCAAGCAGAUGCUCCAACGCAGAGAUGCAACAGAGUACCACCUCACUGUCAGAGUAAACGACCCAGGUUUCAGCACAGAAUGUAAGGUCCUCAUCAAGGUUAUCGACAUCAACAAUGAGCUGCCCAUCUUCGAGAUGAAUGACUAUGGUAGUCACAUCCUGUCUGAAGACACAGCUCUUGGCCACACCCUCCUGACAGUGAAAGCCACAGACGCUGACGACCCUGGAACAGGAAGCUCCCGCAUCGAGUUCCACAUAACCGCUGGCAACGAAGAUGGAGUUUUCGCCAUGGAGACAGACGACAAUGGGGAGGGCAGGCUAGUUGUUGCUAAGCCUCUGAACUAUGAGACUGCUUCCUCCUAUAAGCUACAGAUUGAUGCUCGUAACCCAGAGCCGCUGGUGAGCGGUCUCAAGUACGGCGCUGAGUCGUCCGCCGUGGUCUCGGUGGCGAUCAGUGAUGUUGAUGAGGCUCCAGUGUUUGACAUGGACAUUCUGGAUGUCACGGUGCCAGAGGACACCAAGGAGGGAGCUACGCUGCUCAAAAUAGACGCCAAGGACCCAGAGGGAAAAGAGAUACUGUUCAAGAUGGAGGGAGACACUAAGGGUUGGUUGGAGAUUGAUCCUGCUACUGGAGAGAUAAAGAUAAAGAAUAAAGCUGUGCUGGACAGAGAGACGGUGGAGGCCUUCCACUUUACUGUUGUCGCCUUCGAGAAAGCCAAUCCAGAGCUGUCCACAGAGCGCGAGGUGUCUGUGAGGCUGCUGGAUGUGAAUGACAAUGUCCCCAAGCUGACAGAGAACCAGGCCUUCAUCUGUGUGAAGAAGCCCCAGCCUAUAGUCCUGACGGCCCUGGACGCGGACGCAGACCCCUUCGGAGCACCUUUCACAUUCAGCCUGGUCCAGGGCAAGAAGUCCCCCAACUGGGACCUAAGCGCUGUGGACGGUACGUCUGCUAAACUGACCCUGAAGAAAUCUCCCAGCGAGGACAAAACCUUCCUAAUCCCCAUCAACAUCAAAGACAACGCUGGCAUGGGCAUCACACAGAAGUUUGAGGUGCGAGUGUGUAACUGCACAGAGUUGGGAUACUGUUUCACCGAGCCGGGCGUUCAUGCAGGGGUGUUAGGAAUGCCCACCACCAUCGGAAUCCUGGCUGGAACUGUCGGAUUCAUCGCCCUGGUCCUGAUCAUCGCUUUCCAUCGUAUAAAGAAGGACAACCAGAUGAAAGCCUUGCUGGGAGAAACGGACGCCAUUCUCUAGAAACAUAUGAGAUAGCAUGUGUUUGUUUAAUUGUUAUAUUUCUGAAGAACAGAUCUACUUUGAUUGGUUGUAUGCAUGUUAUAAAUACUACCUGGUUUCAUCAUAAUCAUGCGCUCAUGCAGCUCAAUAACUUAUUUCCCUUGUCAGUGAAUUUUGUCUGUAUUUAGAAUUUAGACUGUCCAUUCUCAGCUAGUGUGUAUGACUGGCUGUGCACUGUGUGAUGGUUCAAACACCCCAUUUCAAGCUGCAUGCUGUAAUUGUGUAGACUGUUGCUCAGAGACUUUAGUUCACUGUUUGGCUCUGACUGAUGUUUGUGGUUGAUACUGUCUUUAUACUGAUACUCCAUGAUGUUUUUUGAUGAGGCCUGAUAUUAGUGAAGAUGCUAGCUAGCCGAGGGUUAAAUUAGGACGGUUCCACCACUCUAGAAAGGGAGAAAGACUGCCUACAAUAAAGAGUAGAAAUGACCAUGGAAAAACAACCGAUGUUGGAGACAGUUCCAACACCUAAACAUCCCUCAGUUUAACCCUUAGUGUUAACUGUUUGACAAGCCCAGUGUAAAUGAGUGCCUGGUAAAUGUCUGAGUGUGUACCAAGGUUAUUAUAGUUUUGUGAUUUUCUAUUCAAUUUUAUUUCUAUUCGUUUUUCAAUUAAAAAAAGAAAUUCAGUUUAGUUUCCAUUCGGUUUUAGACUUGAUUUACUAGUUUUUAUUCUGUUUCAGUACGAUAAAAAACAUAUUUUGUUUUUAUACUAUUCGGUUGUAGUUUCGGUUUCAGUUGUAGUUUCAGUUUCAGUUGUAUUUUUGUGUGUGAAGGGACAGAAAGUAGCCUCAAGUGUCCUUAAGCUAGGGGCCAUGUAUGUGUUGUAGGACUAUAGCAGGGUACUCCAGUACUAUUUGAGAUGGUCCGCUCACACACAUUUCCUAGGUGGCAAAAGUCCUGAUGGAUAUUUUCAUUUAUCGGCGUAGUAACAAACCCCCACAUCACAAUCCAUUCCACACCAAACUGUUCAAACCGAUCACACCCUUCUUGUUGGUAGAGAGAAUCAUUUGUCGUUUUAAAGCUCAUUGUCGGCUAUUCUACAUAUUAUCCACGUCUUAUACGUGUUCACAUGAUACCGGGAGUCGAAUCCUUAGCGAAUUACAAAAAUAAAACAAUAGCUAUCUCCCCGUCUUUAUCCUGAAAUUCUUUGUGGGUGCUGUACAGAUGAACUUUGAGGUUGUGGGAUGCAGGGUGGUAGUGGGAUGCAGGGUGGUAGUGGGAUGCAGGGUGGGAUGCAGGGUGGGAUGCAGGGUGGUAGUGGGAUGCAGGGUGGUAGUGGGAUGCAGGGUGGUAGUGGGAUGCAGGGUGGUAGUGGGAUGCAGGGUGGUAGUGGGAUGCAGGGUGGUAGUAGGAUGCAGGGUGGUAGUGGGAUGCAGGGUGGUAGUGGGAUGCAGGGUGGUAGUGGGAUGCAGGGUGGUAGUGGGAUGCAGGGUGGUAGUGGGAUGCAGGGUGGUAGUGGGAUGCAGGGUGGUAGUGGGAUGCAGGGUGGUAGUGGGAUGCAGGGUGGUAGUAGGAUGCAGGGUGGUAGUAGGAUGCAGGGUGGUAGUGGGAUGCAGGGUGGUAGUGGGAUGCAGGGUGGUAGUGGGAUGCAGGGUGGUAGUGGGAUGCAGGGUAGUAUGCUGCCAGCCAGCAUACCACCCUGCAUCCCACUGCUGCCAGCCAGCAUACCACCCUGCAUCCCACUGCUGCCAGCCAGCAUACCACCCUGCAUCCCACUGCUGCCAGCCAGCAUACCACCCUGCAUCCCACUGCUGCCAGCCAGCAUACCACCCUGCAUCCCACUGCUGCCAGCCAGCAUACCACCCUGCAUCCCACUGCUGCCAGCCAGCAUACCACCCUGCAUCCCACUGCUGCGUACCACCCUGCAUCCCACUGCUGCGUACCACCCUGCAUCCCACUGCUGCGUACCACCCUGCAUCCCACUGCUGCGUACCACCCUGCAUCCCACUGCUGCGUACCACCCUGCAUCCCACUACUGCGUACCACCCUGCAUACCACUACUGCAUACCACCCUGCAUCCCACUGCUGCGUACCACCCUGCAUCCCACUGCUGCAUACCACCCUGCAUACCACUACUGCAUACCACCCUGCAUACCACUACUGCAUACCACCCUGCAUACUACCCUGCACCCUGAUCCCCAGGGCAGUGAAGGGGACAUUGCCCUGUGUAGAGUGCUGUCUUUUGGAUGUGAUGUUAAUAAACGGAUGUCCUGACUCUCUGUGGUCAUUAAAAAAGCCCAUUACUUAUCAUAAGAGUAAGGGUGUUAACCCUGAUGUCAUGACAAAAUUCCCAACCUGGUCCCAUUCCCAUCAUGACCACCUCAUCACCCCCCUCUACAAUGUAAAGCCAUUGGAGUACCUCAGUUGGUAGAAAAGUGAUAUAUAAAGCCAAUAAAGGAUUAUUAGCUUCAAUACAUUUGCUUUUGUCCUUCCCAGCAAUGUACUCCAAAUAAUCCCAUACAGGGCUUUGUGUUUUGCAACCAACCACUGCUGGUGUUGUGUUUGCUGCUGCCAUUGUUCUCGCUCAUGCUUCCUGCUCGCCCUCAGAUUUCUUCCGUUAGCUAGCGAUGCAGCGAUGCACCAGCUAGGCCUAUUUGAAACAUCGCCAUCUACUGGCAGCAUUUCCCCUCCAGAUUCAGAAGUUCGAAAACCCCAUUAGAGAAAAAAGCUUCAAAACCAAAUGAGAUUUUUAUCCAAAGUUUAGAAGGAAAAAAACAACAACUGAACACAAUUCAUGAUGGUUUUAAUUAUAGUUUAGUUUGUUUUGCAGUCAAAGAUAAUAGUUCCAGUAUAAUUUUCGUUUUUCAGUUUACUCAAUUGUUUUUCCAAUUUUUGUUUUUAUUUAAUUUUCAUUUCAGUUUUCAUUUACUAUUAUAACCUUGGUGUGUGCAACACAGUAAUGGAGAGAGGAGUGGGGAAAAUGUCUGUCUGAAUAAAGGCUAUCUGGACCUAC
Oncorhynchus keta (chum salmon) is the source of this 5695-nucleotide messenger RNA. RefSeq names its product cadherin 17, LI cadherin (liver-intestine) (gene cdh17). Gene Ontology annotation, molecular function: calcium ion binding; cadherin binding. The coding region runs from base 108 to 2705 and encodes 865 amino acids. Gene Ontology annotation, cellular component: plasma membrane; adherens junction; catenin complex. Gene Ontology annotation, biological process: adherens junction organization; cell-cell junction assembly; calcium-dependent cell-cell adhesion. The record is from RefSeq and is a predicted model, not a curated record. The transcript is spliced from 19 exons. NCBI's taxonomy places the organism in Eukaryota, Metazoa, Chordata, Actinopteri, Salmoniformes, Salmonidae.